This is a messenger RNA of Oncorhynchus nerka (sockeye salmon), 3361 nucleotides long. RefSeq lists its product as uncharacterized. NCBI's taxonomy places the organism in Eukaryota, Metazoa, Chordata, Actinopteri, Salmoniformes, Salmonidae. The transcript has 13 exons. The coding region runs from base 509 to 2902 and encodes 797 amino acids. The record is from RefSeq and is a predicted model, not a curated record.
ACAUGACACUCCUCCCCCGGAUCGUAAUAGGGUGCACCCUUCUCGGAUCGUGUACAACCCUAACUAGAUAGGAAUACAGAAACUGCAUAACAACUUUUGUUAAAAAUGUGAGUGUUUUUUGUGUAACCCUUUCACGUUGGUACCAAAUCGAAAUAUUUAUAACAGACGAAUUUCCUGGGUGUUGAAAAUAGGACAUUGUUUUGACUUAUCCUGCUAGGGGGUUGGGUUGUCGUAACUAGCUACUUGAUACCAAACGUUAGCUACUAGCUAGCUAAACAACUAAUCAAUGGUUGGCAAAUCCUACAUUCUUUUUGGGAAAUAGCCCCAUACAUUUGAUAAAUAACCAUUUCCCGAAAAGCAAAAUAACCAAAUAUCAAACUUAAGGUGCUGGCGGAUGCUGGAUAGCUAACUACCACUGCCUACUAAGCUAUUCUUAUUCUCCUGGAUGGAAAGCUUGUGUGCAUGAGCACGCUUCCUUCCUGUACGUUCUGUUCUCUAGCUGGUGCAAAUGGAGUCAACGAUGGACCCAACGCCUAAUGUCACAGAUAACUUGUAUAAAAUGACUGAAGAGGACGUCAAGAGGUUAAUAGAACUGCGUUCCUCCAAUGAGGCUCUUUUCACAGGAAAAAGAAAUGCUGCCAAGGUUGCCUGGAAUGCAAUUCUAAAGGGAUUAGGUCUUGAGGGAAAGCUGACAGCUGACCAGAUUGCCAAAAAGUGGGAAAAUCUGAAGACUAGAUACAAGGAUUUAAAAUACCCUUUUCUUGGCAAGGACACUGUUUCUACUAGCAUAGCCUCCUGGCCAUGGUUCCAACUUAUGGAUGAGGCCAUGGAAGGACGCCUCUUCAACAGCGCCCACGUUUUGGCGGUGGAAUCUUUGGGUGGUGAGGAUCCGAGUGCUCCCUCGCCAUUAACCAACGAGAGAGAACAGGGGACCGAGGGUGCUGACAUUUUGGAGUUCUUGAUCAAAACGGAGAUGGAGGACAGUGCAGGGACAGGGAACUUGGAAAACAAUGCAACAGUUAACACUGAUGCAACUCAGACUGGGGCCUCUACUACUAUGGGCUGGCGAAGAAUGUCAGAAUGCUCAUAUAAAAUGACAGAGCAGGAGACGGAGAGAAUGAUAAAGCUGCGUGCCGUGAAUGAGGCCCUCUUCACAGGCAGAAAACAUACCGCUAAGCCAGCCUGGAGAGCUAUUUUGAAUGUGUUGGGUCUUCAGGGAAAGGUGACUACUGACCAGCUAGCCAAAAAGUGGGAUAAUCUCAAGAGGCGAUAUAAGGAGUUGAAAUGUCCAGCCCGCGGCAUGGAGAGCAACCCAAAUUCCUGGCCCUGGUUCUACCGCAUGAAUGAUGCUGUCGAGGGGCGUUUCGCCGGCUGCGCCCCCAUCCUGACGCCAGUAGUAGAGGAGGGUGAUGAGGAGUUUGAGCCCUCUCCACCACCAAGGAAGAGGGCCCGUCGGACACCAGGGAGGGGGGGGAUGUCUGAGUUCUUGACAGAGUCAGAAAUGGAUGAGCUGGUAGAAACAGAGGAUCGGAACGGUGCAGCCAUGUUCCCAGGGUCCGCCAUAGGGGAGUAUCACAGGACCACAGAAUUCUCAUAUAAGCUGACUGAGGAGGACACCAAGAGAUUGAUAGAGCUGCGUGCUUCUAAUGAGGCUCUUUCACAGGAAAGAGAAAUACUGCCAAGCCUGCUUGGAGGUGAGGCAAUAGUGAAAGAGAUGGGCCUCGCAGGCAAGUUGUCUGCUGAUCAGGUCUCUAAAAAGUGGGACAACCUGAAGACAAAAUUCAAGGACUUGAAGUACCCGCCACGUGGCAUGGAGAACCAGAGCAGCCCUGCCUCCUGGCCUUGGUUCCAACUUAUGAACGAUGCCUUCGAGGGCCGACUGGCUGGGAGAGCCCCCAAAAUAACGCCUGUAUGGGUGAGCGAGGAAGACUACUUGUUUGUAUCCUCGCCGAUGCCUACAGAGAGAGACCCAUGUCCCAUGCCAGAGAGUAGUGGGAUUUCUGAGCUGGUAGAGGCAAUGGGACCAGGGGGCACAGAUGUGGAUGGAACUGUUACGUUCAUCGAUGCCAGUGGAGAGGAGUGCCCCACACCUUUGGAAUUCUCCUAUAAAAUGACAGAGCAGGAUACGAGGAGGCUGAUCAAGUUGCGGGCUGCCAAUGAGGUUCUCUUCACUGGGAGGCGAAAUGCUGCCAAGACUGCAUGGAAGGCCAUUUUAAAAGAGUUGGGUCUCCUGGGAAAGGUGUCAACUUACCAGGUGGCCAAGAAGUGGGACAACUUAAAGAGGAGAUAUAAGGACCUGAAGUACCCUCCUGUGGGCAUGGAGAGCAUGGCAGACAAUGCUGCUUCCUGGCCAUGGUUCUACCUCAUGAACGAGGCCAUGGAGGGCCGCCUCGCUGCCAGCGGACCUGUCCUGACCCCUAUAACGGAUGGCGACGACCCAAAGCCUUCCCCUUUGCAGCCCAUUCGAAGUAGAGGACGCCCGUUGCUGGACAGAGGUGACACCACACUGGAGUACGACCAAGAGAUGUAUGCGGACCCCGCCACAGAGGAGUGCCACCGGGCCACAGCGGAGUGUGAGAGGGCCCUAAGAGAGGAGAGGUUGGGUAGGGGGCCAGCUGGGCCCACUGCUGCUCACAAGGGAGUGACACUGGAGAGAGAGUGGGAGAUGGUGGAGAGGGAGAGGGCAGCGAUAGAGGGGGAUAGAGCGGCAGUGGACAGAGAGCGGCAGUGGCUGGAGAGCGAGAGAGCCAACUUGGCAAGAGAGAGGAUGCUGUUGGAACAGGACAGGAUGGCCCUGGGGAGAGAGAGAGAGGCCUUUGAGAGCCAGAGGGCAGCAGUGGCGAUGAACAGCGCUACAGUGGUGCACACUGGACACAUCAACCACUGUGGGAUGGGGAUGUAGACUGAUGUUAUAGACGGAUUGGAAGCCAAGGACUGAUCAAGAGCUUUCAAGUUACUUGGAGAACAGACUUUUCAGCAUGUUUUCACCUUAUUGGCUCGAGAUGAAUUUCUUUUUACACUAAACUCUAAACUUAAUGGUUUGUUCAACUAAACCAGUGAGAGAUUUCAAUCUGUGACACUGCUCACUUGUUUUGAAUGAUAUUUGGAAAUUUGUCUGUGUUGUAUUUCUUUUGACAGAAAAGGCUAAUGAUAUAAGCCUUAAAGUUUUUGUGAUUUGACUCUGUUAUUCCAAUGACCUCACAUUGUCUUUUCAGUCUUGGUUGCAAUUACAGUAUAUUGUAAUAAAAAUAAAAAAGGCACCGUAAAGUGAGAACUGAAACAGUUCUAACUUUUAAAAUGUCUCUGUGAAAGCUGUUUUCACUUUCAAACAAUUAAAACGCUGUAAAGUACUGCUAAAAAA